Micropterus dolomieu (smallmouth bass) is the source of this 1582-nucleotide messenger RNA. RefSeq names its product E3 ubiquitin-protein ligase TRIM39-like. Gene Ontology annotation, biological process: protein ubiquitination. The record is from RefSeq and is a predicted model, not a curated record. NCBI's taxonomy places the organism in Eukaryota, Metazoa, Chordata, Actinopteri, Centrarchiformes, Centrarchidae. Gene Ontology annotation, molecular function: ubiquitin-protein transferase activity; protein binding; zinc ion binding. The transcript is spliced from 2 exons. The coding region runs from base 210 to 1475 and encodes 421 amino acids.
UCAUUACAAAGCUGUGACUUCAACUGAGGGAGGACAGUUACAGGAGGGAGUACUGAAGUACUACAGUACUGAAGCAACCUGCUGCUGCCUGAAACACUCAGAGACUCACAGUGAAAGUAACUGAGGCAGCUUUCUACAGCAGGGAGGGAAACACAGCUGACUUCCUGUUGUAACCUGCUGUCUGCUGGGUUUUCAGCUUCAGAGACAAAAUGGCUUCCAGAUCAGAGGAGGAUUUCUGCUGUCCGGUCUGUCAGGAGGUCUUCAGAGAUCCUGUUGUUCUGUCAUGUAGCCACAGCUUCUGUAAAGUCUGUCUGAAGAGCUGGUGGAGAGAAAAACAAGCACCUGAGUGUCCAGUUUGUAAGAGAAGAUCUUCAAGGUCAGAACCACCUCGUAACCUGGUGUUAAAGAACCUGUGUGAGGCCUUCUUACAGGAGAGAGAUCAGAGAGCUUCAGAGGCUCUCUGCAGUCUGCACUCUGAGAAACUCAAACUCUUCUGUCUGGACCAUCAGCAGCCAGUGUGUCUCGUCUGCAGUGUUUCAGAAAAACACAGCAACCACAGAUUCAGACCCGUCGAUGAAGCUGCACGACAACACAAGAAGGAACUUCAGGAAACUCUGGAGCCCUUAAAGGAGAAGUUAAAGGUUUGUGAACAAGUUAAAGUGAAGUUUGAUCAAACAGCAGAACACAUGAAGGUCCAGGCCCGACACACAGAGAGGCAGAUUAAGGAGCAGUUUAAGAAGCUUCAGCAGUUUCUAGAGGAGGAAGAGGAGGCCAGGAUGGCUGCACUGAGGGAGGAAGAGGAGCAGAAGAGUCAGAUGAUGAACCAGCAGCGCCCCCUGCUGGAUGAUCCACAGCUGCCCUCAGGAGCUCUGAUAGACCAGGCCAAACACCUGGGCAACCUGACCUUCAACAUCUGGAACAAGAUGAAGGACAUGGUCUCCUACACUCCUCUCAUUCUGGACCCAAACACUGCUCAUCCAAGUCUCAUCCUGUCUGAAGAUCUGACCAGUGUGAGACGAAGAGAGAGACAGCAGCUUCCUGACAAUCCAGAGAGGUUUGAUUAUUACCUCUCUGUCCUGGGCUCUGAGGGCUUUAACUCAGGGACUCACAGCUGGGAUUUUGAGGUUGGAGACAGUACAUACUGGUUACUGGGUGUGUCAGCAGAGUCUGUUCAAAGGAAGGGAGACAACAUAGAGUCUGGAUUAUGGCGAAUACGGUUCUAUGAAGGUGAAUACUCUGCAGGGUCACCACCAGCUCCACUCACUGAUCUCAGAGUUCAGAAGAAGCCCCAGAGGAUCAGAGUGAAUCUGGACUGGAACAGAGGAAAGCUGUCGUUCUCUGAUCCUGAUACUAACACACACAUACACACCUUCACACACACUUUCACUGAGAGGAUGUUUCCAUACAUUAACACUUGGGAUGAAGUGAAGCUGUCAGCAGUGAAGGUCUGUGUGACAGUGGAACAGAGCAGUUAGAGAUAAAGAGGAUGAUUAUAUUCAUGAUGUUGUUGAUUUCUUAAAGGGAAAAGUCUCUGAAUUUAACCUGUUAAGCUGCACCUGUCCUCCUGCUGUCUCAUUAUUCC